AUGCUUCAUUCAUUUAGCGGGUGCGGAAGAACAAGUUUUGGCAGUCCAGAAAUUCAUGCUACAGACACCGGAGUUAAAAGAAAAGCUCUAGUGCUGAUUGCUGGAGAGAUUGAGGGAGUUAUACUCAACAAAAUAGAAAAUCCUGUGAUAUACGACCUCACGGAUAAUAUGGGAACGCUCAGGUUCAAGUUGCCACGAUUAAAUGACCUAUUUUUCUUUGGUAUGGACUUUGGUGUACCUGGUCAUUCUACGCUGAACGGCUGAAUACAAUUCUGUAAAAUCAGGACCGACUGAAUAGUUUACCAGCAAAAUAUCAAUCCAGUUGCUUUUCCGGACCGUGCCAUGGAAAGCACCCACGUUUAGUGAUCUCAUUACAAUAAUAUUAUAUUUUGUAUAAAAUUUAUGUAUAUAAUCUACAUAGAUAUAUUGUUUCGGUUAAAUAUAUUACUGUUGUUGUGUGUAAUCAA
Messenger RNA from Acanthoscelides obtectus, 467 nucleotides. The record is from the annotation of a GenBank genome assembly. NCBI's taxonomy places the organism in Eukaryota, Metazoa, Arthropoda, Insecta, Coleoptera, Chrysomelidae.